Molecule: messenger RNA, 261 nt
Organism: Opisthorchis viverrini
Lineage: Eukaryota; Metazoa; Platyhelminthes; Trematoda; Opisthorchiida; Opisthorchiidae
Exons: 3
Coding region: 1-261 (86 amino acids)
Source: RefSeq, a predicted model, not a curated record
AUGGCUCGCGUUGCUGUGGACAUCUGGAAUCCUCGAGUCGCGUCACCCCAUUCCUUUGAGGCACUGAAUGAGGAGGAAGGCGAAUGGACUCGUUGUGGCCAGCCACAGGAUAGCAGCUCUAUAUCGACUGACAUGCAAACAAAAAAGAUACGGGUAGCAAUUCAAGAGACGUUCCACUUGGGGGUAAAAGAACCAUUCGCUGCAAACAAGAAGCCAUACAUGGAAGAGUCAUCUGCAUUACGGACGAAUAUCACAAUAUAA